AUCGCUGCCAUCGUGUUGCCUAGGAGACGAGGCAACUUUACGCUUUGUAAAAGCGAAGUCACUCCCGGUAGUACCUAUGUCCUCAAUUUCCCCAUUUGGAUGGCCUCUGGGUUUCCUUCCAGAUUUAAAAAUCUGAUCCUAUGACUUUUUGGAUUUAGAAACUUUUCAGACAUAUAAGCUGAUAAAUAAUGAAAUGAACAGAACUUGGUGAACAAUUUAUUCAAUGUCCCUGCUAUAAAAACAACGAAAAGCUCAUUAUGUGCAUUCAUACAAUGAGAAUUCAUAAUUCUAGAGCACCAGAAAUAAAAUAUACUAUCAAUGAAAGAGAGGUGAUGAAUUUAGGGUGUGGACCGAGAAAUAUAUUUCUAUGUCUAUACCUAAACAUUUAUGGACAUAUCUUUUUUUUUUUUUAAUAGCUUUUUAUUUACAAGAUAUAUGCAUGGUAAAUUUUCAGCAUAGACAAUUGCAGAACCUUUUGUUCCAACUUUUCCCCUCCUUCCUCCCACCUCCUCCCCCAGAUGGCAGGUUGACCAAUCCAUGUUAUGUUAAAUAUGUUAAAGUAUAAAUUAAAUACAACAUAUGUAUACAUGUCCAAACAGUUAUUUUGCUGUACAAGAAGAAUCAGAUUUUGAAAUAGUGUACAAUUAGCCUGUGAAGGAAAUCAAAAAUGCAGGCAGACAAAAAUAGAAGAAUUGGGAAUUCUAUGUAAUAGUUCAUAGUCAUCUCCCAGAGUUCUUUCUCUGGGUGUAGCUAGUUCAGUUCAUUACUGCUCUAUUGGAACUGAUUUGGUCCAUCAGAAUUGAUACUCAUGUAGUAUUGUUGUUGAAGUAUAUAAUGAUUUCCUGGUCCUGCUCAUUUCACUCAGCAUUAGUUCAUGUAAGUCUCUCCAGGCCUUUCUGAAAUCAUCCUGCUGGUCAUUUCUUACUGAACACUAAUAUUCCAUAAUAUUCAUGUAUCACAAUUUAUUCAAUUAUUCUCCAUUUGAUGGGCAUCCACUUAGUUUCCAGUUUCUGACCACUACAAAGAGGGCUGCCACAAACAUUCUUGCUAUGUGCAUAUCUUUAAAUAGUCAUAAGGAGAAUUUGUUUUUCUUCCUAUACAUAUUUUGUACAAGGAUUUAUUUUUCUUUCCCCCAUAACAUGAGGUAUUGGGAAGUAAAAAAAAAAAAUAUUUUUUGUUAAUUGUUUUACUUUGUUACAAGAGAAUUUUACAGAAAGAAUGAGGGGAAUCUGUAAGUAAAAACAAAAUACAUCAAUAACGUUUUAAAAAUUCAUAACUAUUCAAGUAACCAGCAUUAACAAAUGGGGGAAUUAGGCUUGAAGAAGACACGAGUCUUGAAGGAAAGUAGGAUUCUAAGAAGUGGAGGUAAGUAGGGAAAGCAUUCUAGGCAAGGGAACAAUUUUAGCAAACACAGAAAAAUGAAAGAUUGAAUAUGUGGGAACAAGGUAGGUUGCAUGUGGAUAAUGAAUAAUUUACCAAGAUAGGCUGAAACCAAAUUGUGAUGAUAAUUUCAUUGUAUAAUAUGCUCCCCAAGAAGUAGAGGGGAGAGGCCCUGGGAAAUGUCCUCUUUGAAAGCUGCUCAGGAUAGUUAAAAUGGACAGGGCCCCAGAUUCUAAUCCUAAUUAUUUUUCUGUGCCUUUUGUCUUUGGGCGACUUAUCUAAACUUUUUUGUGAUGUUUUUUAAACGAUAAAGUAAAUGGGUUGCUUCUAGCUUUGCAUCCUAAACGUUAGUGCUCUCUCUCUUUACUCUAUAGCCUGUUUUCUUCCUCCCAGUCCUUCACCCCUUUCCUUUCUCCCAGUCCCAGUUUACCUUUCCUUUCUAUUAGUCUACACUCUCCUCCCUCGGAAAACCCUUAGAAUAUUAAGGCUGGAGGGGACCUCAAAGACAGAUCAUCUAGUCCGUUUAAAGGUGAAGAAACUGAGAACUAGAGAAGAGGAGGAAACUUUUUGAAGGUCACACAACUAAUUAGUAACAGGCAGGACUGGAACCCAGGUCUCCAGAUUCCCCUGUCCCACAAACAUCUACAAUCCCCUCUUCUUCCUCUUAAUUUUUUUCCUUCUUAAUUCUCUGCAAUCGUCCAGUUUCAUUUUCCCUAAACCUUGUCCCCUUUCGUCUGGAAUUUCUUCCUAAUCCCCUUUCCCAAUCCCCUUUCCCCAUCCCCAUCCCCCAUUCUCCCACAUCCUCUCCUCUUUCGCCUCCCCGCCCUACUCUCCCUAAUUUUCCCUGCCCACUUUCCUAUACUUGCUCUCCGUAAAGCUUCGGCUAGUCCAAGAACAAUCCCCGCCUUGUCUGAGAGUAGAAUUUCGGUUUCCGUCGCCUCGGGUUACGUCUUUUUUUCCCCUCCUGGUAUUCCCGAGCGCCCUUUCCUCCCUCCCUGAAGCUCUCUCCCGUUCUUUCCCUAUUCUGAUGGUUCCUUUCUUUAGCUGGGCUCUCUAAAGCCGAUUCCUCCGUAGUCCGGGACGGCUUGCGCCCGCGGGUGUCUGGCCUGGUCUGUGUCACUGUCCGCAGCCAGUCAUGAGCUCCCUAGGUUCGCCUCGCCUCUGGCUCAGGCUUCAGCUGGAACUGCCCCCUGUGUUGCUGCUGCUGCUGCUGCUGCUGCUGCUGGGAGCCACAAGCGCCUUGGCCUCUUCGUCAGCUUCUGUAGCGGAUGACAUCGCCAACCUCAGCGGUGGGGAGAGAGUCAAUCCUGAUAAACUACUAGUAAUCACUGCUGCAACAGAAGAGACAGAAGGAUAUCUGAGAUUUCUGCAGUCUGCAAAAUUUUUCAAUUACUCUGUUCAGACACUGGGCUUAGGAGAAGAAUGGAGAGGAGGAGAUGUGGCUCGAACAGUUGGAGGGGGUCAGAAGGUUCGAUGGUUGAAGAAGGAGAUGGAGAAAUAUGCUGAAAGAAAGGACAUGGUCAUCAUGUUUGUAGACAGCUAUGAUGUACUUCUAGCUGGGAGCCCCAAAGAGUUGCUGUGGAAGUUUCUUCAGAGUGGCAGCCGCUUGCUCUUCUCAGCAGAGAGUUUCUGUUGGCCAGAGUGGGGGCUAGCAGAGAGGUACCCCACUGUGGGAAAUGGAAAACGUUUCCUCAAUUCUGGAGGUUUCAUUGGCUUUGCACCAACUAUCCAUCAUAUUGUUCGUCAGUGGAAAUACAAGGAUGAUGAUGAUGACCAGUUAUUCUACACUCGGCUCUACCUGGAUUCUAGACUCAGAGAAAAGCUUGGCCUGGCUUUGGAUCACAAAUCUCGAAUUUUUCAGAAUCUCAAUGGAGCCAUAGAUGAGGUGGUAUUAAAGUUUGACCGGAAUCAGGUUCGUAUUCGGAAUGUGGCCUAUGACACACUCCCUGUCGUGAUCCAUGGCAAUGGACCCACCAAGCUUCAGUUAAAUUACUUGGGAAACUACAUCCCUAAUGGCUGGUCCCCAGAGGGAGGCUGUGGUUUCUGUGACCGUGACCGGAUAGAUCUCCAGGAGCGGCAGCUUUUCCCCAAAGUGUUUCUGUCGGUAUUUGUGGAACAGCCAACUCCAUUCUUGCCUCGAUUCCUGCAGAGAUUGCUACUCAUUGAUUAUCCACCAGAGAAGAUUAUACUCUUCCUGCAUAAUAAUGAAGUCCACCAUGAGCCCCAUAUUGCAGCUGCGUGGCCUCAGCUUCAGGACCAUUUCUCUGCUGUGAAGCUUGUUGGACCAGAGGAGGCUCUAACUCCAGCUCAGGCCCGGGACAUGGCUAUGGACAACUGUCGUCAGGAUUCUGAGUGUGAAUUCUAUUUUAGCCUGGAUGCAGAUGCUGUCAUCACAAACCCUCAGACUCUACGCAACCUCAUUGAGGAGAACAGGAAGGUGAUAGCGCCUAUGUUGUCCCGACAUGGAAAAUUAUGGUCCAAUUUUUGGGGGGCACUGAGUCCUGAGGAGUACUAUGCUCGAUCUGAAGAUUAUGUGGAACUGGUGCAGAGGAAACGAGUGGGUGUGUGGAACGUUCCAUAUGUAUCCCAGGCCUAUUUGAUUAAGGGAGAGACACUUCGGAAGGAGCUGCCCCAGAGAGAAAUGUUCUCACAGAGUGAGAGUGAUCCUGACAUGGCGUUCUGUAAGACUGUCCGUGAUAAGGGUAUCUUUCUCCAUCUCAGCAACCAGGAGGAGUUUGGGCGCCUUUUGUCCACUGCCCGGUACAGAACAGAUCACUUAUAUCCUGACCUCUGGCAGAUCUUUGACAAUCCUCUGGACUGGCAAGAGCAAUACAUUCAUGAGAAUUAUAGUUGGGCACUUGAUGGGGAUGGCAUUGUGGAACAGCCAUGUCCAGAUGUGUACUGGUUUCCACUGCUGUCAGAGCAGAUGUGUGAUGAACUAGUAGAAGAAAUGGAGAACUUUGGCCAGUGGUCUGGGGGAAAGCAUGAGGAUUCUAGGUUGGCAGGGGGAUAUGAGAAUGUGCCUACUGUGGACAUUCAUAUGAAGCAACUGGGUUAUGAAGAUGAAUGGCUGCAAUUCCUGAGAACCUAUGUAGGACCCAUGACAGAAAACCUAUUCCCAGGUUACCACACAAAGACCCGAGCAGUGAUGAACUUUGUGGUCCGGUACAGGCCAGAUGAACAACCAUCCUUACGACCACAUCAUGAUUCUUCUACUUUCACCCUCAACAUUGCUCUCAAUAACAAAGGUCUUGACUAUGAGGGAGGAGGCUGCCGAUUCCUACGAUAUGACUGCAUUGUCUCAUCUCCAAGGAAAGGCUGGGGACUUUUGCACCCUGGGCGCCUUACCCACUACCAUGAAGGACUGCCUACUACGAAGGGUACACGAUACAUCAUGGUGUCUUUUGUGGAUCCCUGACAACUAAUUACUUUUCUCUGUCCUGUCACCACUGUGCCUUCUUGGGGCCUUAGGUCCAGUCCCCUUCCUCAUUGCUAGGGGGAGGGGACAGAAGAAUUUCUCUGAGCUCUGCUCCAUGAUGUGUGUUUAUUGUGCAUCUGUUUGUCAGUUUAGUGUGUGUCUAUCUACUUUGCCUUGAUGUGGCCCUCUCAGGUAUCUCUUGGAACUCCUGUCUUUCCUCUCCCUACGCUCAACCACAAAUGGUAGAGUAGUGAUAUGUUUGGGGGAGGUUCUCUCUGUGAUAAGUUAUUGAAUAAAGGAGGAUUUAUAA
This is a messenger RNA of Antechinus flavipes (yellow-footed antechinus), 5108 nucleotides long. RefSeq names its product procollagen-lysine,2-oxoglutarate 5-dioxygenase 3 (gene PLOD3). Gene Ontology annotation, cellular component: endoplasmic reticulum. Lineage: Eukaryota; Metazoa; Chordata; Mammalia; Dasyuromorphia; Dasyuridae. The record is from RefSeq and is a predicted model, not a curated record. Gene Ontology annotation, molecular function: L-ascorbic acid binding; procollagen glucosyltransferase activity; procollagen-lysine 5-dioxygenase activity. Bases 2516 to 4798 code for a protein of 760 amino acids. The transcript is spliced from 19 exons. Gene Ontology annotation, biological process: peptidyl-lysine hydroxylation.